AUGGAAAUACCGGUGAGCUGGCGCGGGUCCGGGCAGGGUCAGCACCCUCAUCCCCACGGACGGGGGUCGCUCAGGGUUUCCCCAUCCAGGCUUCUCUGCAACCUGCCCAGGAACAGCCCGCGGGACUUUCACCCCAUUUCAUUCUGUUUAGUUUAUUCCCGGCGGGGUGACCGCGGGGUGACUCGGGCUGGGACAGGGUCUCACACCUUCCAGAGGAUGUCUGGCUGCGACUUGGGGCUCGACGGGCACCUCCUCCACGCGUACAGACAGUUCGCCUACGAUGGCGCUGAUUACCUGGCCCUGAACGGGGACCUGCGCUCCUGGACCGCGGCGAACAUGGCCGCUCAGAUCACCCAGCGCGAGUGGGAGGCCCAGGGGGAGGCAGAGACAUUCAGGAUCUAUUUGGAGAGCUGGUACUUGAUGUGGCUGCGCAGAUUCCUGGAGCAUGGGAAGGAGACUCUGCAGCGCACGGAUCCCCCAAGGACACAUGUGACCCACCACCCCACCUCUGAGCAUGAGGUCUCCCUGAGGUGCUGGGCCCUGGGCUUCUACCCUGCGGACAUCACCCUGACCUGGCAGCGAGAUGGGGAGGACAUGACCCAGGAGAUGGAGCUGGUGGAGACCAGGCCUGGGGGGGACGGAACCUUCCAGAAGUGGGCGGCUGUGGUGGUGCCUUCUGGAGAGGAGCAGAGAUACAUGUGCCACGUGCAGCAUGAAGGUCUGCUGGAGCCCCAAGUCCUGAGAUGGGUGCCCCCUCCUCAGUCCUCCAUCCCCACCGCGGGCAUCAUUGCUGGCCUGGUUCUCCUUGGAGCUGUGCUCCCUGGAGCUGUGGUGGCUGCAGCUGUGAUCUGGAAGAAGAAGCACUCAGGAGGACAAGAAGGAAGCUACACUCAGGCUGCAGGCAAUGACAGUACCCAGGGCUCUGAUGUGUCUCUCAGCCCCUAAGUAUCUUUUAUAAUGAACCUGAUGAAGCUCCUGUUGUGCACACCCUGGACAGCAGGGUGAUGGUGUCACUGUUCUUCUUAACUGUGAUAUUGAGCAUUUGUUCAUAUUUUUAUUUUUCUAUGUCUACAUAAGUUGCUAUGUCUAUAAAUAAUAAUAAAUAAAAUAUAAUACAUAAAAAGAUUUAUUCAUGCAUACUGGGGUACAGGCCAGAUGCAUGGGAGGUGAUAAGAUUCACCAGAGACAGAGUGGGGAGCAGAACAGGCAGACUGAUGAAAUACACUGCUGAGGGGAGCAGCAGGUGAGACAGGAAAGGUCUGCUGCGCCAUGUGGGAUUCUCGCCCGCCGGCCGGGAUAGAACCUGCACUGCAGAGGCUGCGGACAGCUUCACAGUGCUGCGCUCAACCACCAGCGCCACCAGGGGAGGCUCGGAAGUCAAUUUUUUUUUUUUUUUGCUAUAUUUAUAACACUUUUUUGUCCUUAUUAAAAUUGGGUUAUUUCUUGCUGAUCAUUGAGUUUUAAGCAUUAUUUGUAAAUUCUUGAUACAGUCCUUCAUCAGUUUUGUGAUAUGCAAAUGUUUCCCCACACUCUGUGACUGAACUCCUUUACUGUCGGGAAAACAAGCAUUAUUGUCCAGACAGAAGCAUGGAUAUAUUUUUUUAGAAAAGAAAAGAUAAAUUGCUAAUUGGUUUUGAGUAGAUACUGCUGACUGG
Molecule: messenger RNA, 1655 nt
Organism: Talpa occidentalis (Iberian mole)
Lineage: Eukaryota; Metazoa; Chordata; Mammalia; Eulipotyphla; Talpidae
Product: class I histocompatibility antigen, Gogo-OKO alpha chain-like
Exons: 6
Coding region: 1-945 (314 amino acids)
Biological process (GO): antigen processing and presentation of endogenous peptide antigen via MHC class I via ER pathway, TAP-independent; antigen processing and presentation of endogenous peptide antigen via MHC class Ib; immune response
Cellular component (GO): external side of plasma membrane
Molecular function (GO): peptide antigen binding; signaling receptor binding
Source: RefSeq, a predicted model, not a curated record